This is a messenger RNA of Bipolaris maydis ATCC 48331, 313 nucleotides long. The record is from RefSeq and is a predicted model, not a curated record. NCBI's taxonomy places the organism in Eukaryota, Fungi, Ascomycota, Dothideomycetes, Pleosporales, Pleosporaceae.
AUGUAUUAUGUAUUGUUUGGUGUAAGACGGGCAUGGGCAUGUCUUCCGUGCUCGUUUUUUCUUCUCUUGAUACCAGUGCUUCAGUCAUCUCGCAUCUCCCAACCUAUCUUCCUGUAGAAACAAAGAUACUCAUCCAAAAUCACCUUCUCUUUCUUUCUCCACAAUCCCUCUUAAUCCACUCUGCCACAACUGUAUCUCCUCCUUAGUACCCUGACCAGGCCGUGGUUUACGAAACGUACGCGUCGCCCCUAAUCCGCAACUCAGCACCAAAAUUCUCCUUUCUCUCUCUCUUUUUCUCUUCCUUUCUUAUUUU